Blepharisma stoltei is the source of this 1139-nucleotide messenger RNA. The record is from the annotation of a GenBank genome assembly. Lineage: Eukaryota; Ciliophora; Heterotrichea; Heterotrichida; Blepharismidae.
AUGAGGAAAAAUGGGUUUCGACGCCCUAUCAACCCUUAUCAAGUAUCUAGCUGAGUCUUCACAUUUCUCUUCACAGCAAUCUUUUAUAUAUUGAUGCUCCCUGCGUUCCAAGUAGAUCAGGCAGUUCUUAUCGGCGCUGCUUUUAGCAUGUUUUUAACCUUAUUUUUAAUGCUAGGAUUUUUAUGUACAUAUUCUGACCCAACAGAUCCUGCAGUCAUCCAAGGCUUACAAGCAAGAAUAAAAUCGUAUAGUUCUAUUCAGGAUUUCAGUCGAUGCUAAAAAGUAUCCAAAAAUUUGUAAACUGUGCAGGACCCAUGUAAGUGCUGGCAGCAAACAUUGCAGAUUUUGCAAUCGCUGUGUAAAUGGAUUUGACCACCAUUGCAAGUGGCUGAAUAAUUGUAUAGAAUAGCAGCAGUAAUGGCUCGAGCUUGAGCUCGCUUUUUCCCUCCGUCCCAGCUGUCUUUUCAAAUUUUAUAUAUUCAAUAUCAACCUUUGAUUUUUGAAAUCUUUUAAAUAUUACCAAAAUUGCUGGAGAGAAAUUAAAUGCCCAUCUAUUACUGUGCUCAAGGUAUAUAGGCAAAAAAAAUUACUCAACUUUCGCAAAACUUAUCAGUGUCCUUGAAAUCAUUUUAAUAAUGAUUGUCGGCACAGGCAGCGGUAUAUUAGCUGGAGUACUCGAAGAUAAAGAUAUCAAGCAGAAUUUGAUUCAAAAUUUUAAUUUCAGUGAGCUACUAAUCAAGAUCUACAUUGCAAUUAUUUGUAUUACUGUAAUUAUAUGCGGGAUUAUUACUAUAGCUAACGCCCAGCUCAUCUUACUGCACAUUUGGCUCAACUAUAAGGGGAUGUCUACUUACGAGUAUAUAUUAAAAAAGAGGAAAGCCAAAGCAAGCGUCUCAAGCGAAAACGCAGUCAAAGGAUACUCACUAAAUGAGAUGUACGAGCCUUAUGAAGAAAACCCUGAGUAUUCAAAAGACCAAACAAUGGUAGAAAAUAGCCAGGCACAUCACAAACAAAACCUCUCGUUUGACUCUCAGUCUGAAGCAAAUUUUGAAGAAAGUAUGAAAUUUGAGAAGAAAUGUUUAACAGAAGCUAAAAAUUCACUUGAGCACCAUAGCGCGAACAGACUUGCUUCAGCGUAA